Punctularia strigosozonata HHB-11173 SS5 is the source of this 2354-nucleotide messenger RNA. RefSeq lists its product as uncharacterized. The record is from RefSeq and is a predicted model, not a curated record. The transcript is spliced from 9 exons. Lineage: Eukaryota; Fungi; Basidiomycota; Agaricomycetes; Corticiales; Punctulariaceae. The coding region runs from base 15 to 1394 and encodes 459 amino acids.
GGAAUACUCCAAUCAUGGCUUCUCCGAUGGAAAUCGCCGUUGUCGGAGCGAUAUUCCUCCUCGCUUGCGGUAUGAUCUACCUCAGAUCACCCACAGGCGGCAGAUAUAUACGUACUCCAGCGCUGGAGAAGGAAGGGCGCAAGGAAGGUGCUUCAUCUACCACACCAGAACGCGACCGAGCUUUCGGACACUGGGACCCAGUUCACUUCACAUAUCCAGUCCCUGAACCUUGCAGCCAUAGUCUUGACGAGAUGAAGCCCCUACCUUACCGGCCAUUCAGAUGGGGGCUCUACAACAUUACUAUGGGAAUCCGCCCAAUGCCAUGGCAGACCUGGAUACAGCUCGAUAGCGAUUUCAUCCGAUAUCAUCACAUACGUGCUCGUCGAAUACAGGACCUCGGCGAUCGGGUUGUGCGUACGCUGGAAGGUACUCCCGGCCUCGUCCGAGGAGGCGAAGGAGCCGCCAAAGAGCUGCUGUAUGAAAUUGCCGAAUUCGUAUCUCGUAGAUUUCCCUCUAUCUAUUCCAUUACUCGCCUGUCUCCGCAAAGAAACGGAGAAAGCACGGACUAUCAUGGAUGGUACGAUGAACCGAAGAUCAAGACGAUCACUGUCAUCCCUGUUGACAUCACAUACGACUUGGAGGCGGAAGAUCCAUUACGACUCGCAGCGCUGUUAAUACAAGACGAUCUUGCUAUCAUGAUCGAAGGUAACGACGGACAGUACUAUUUCCAAGCUGGAGCUAUAUGCGUAGCAGGUUCAUGGCGCUUGGAGGACAAGAUAGGCAUGGCCUUGGACGAAAUCCACACAAGCGGGGGCGUUCCGCAGUACGAGGAAAAACUACAGCGCAGUCUCAACCGGUUCUUCCGCCGCAUGACGGUCGAUAAGCCGGUUACACGAAACAACUACUUCAUCCAAGUGUGUGAAGACCACGACCGCACGUUGCAUCCCCGCAGUAUACAAGCAGAUACGCCAUUCAAGACGAUCGAUCCGGACGAGUUGGCAUGGUCCAGCACGACCCACGGUCCUGAGGAGCUGUAUGAUGACGGCAAACCUCACCCACAGAAGCCGUCAGAGGAAACUCUUGCGAAGCACAUCAAACCGUCGAUGAUACGGAUGCGUACCGAGCGUACAACACUUCGACGUCUGCCUAAGACUGGUGCUAUCGUCUUUACUAUCAGAUCUUACAUGUUCCGCGUGGAUGAACUGGCUAAGGAGCCUGGCGUCCCAGGACGUUUCGCUAGCGCUUUGAGGGGCUGGGGAGAGGAUAUCGCGCUAUAUAAAAAGCAGGCAUUAUACCGGGACGUUAUGCUCAAGUACUUGGAUGAAUGCCAUCUCCACCAGGUUCAGACUGGAGCAAUCCCUGAAGACGAUCGCUCUUCCAAUUACCCGUUCUAGAUCCGCAGACUGGUUACUGGAUGACUUGAAGAAGUUGCGUGUUGACGAAGACCCGUCUUGAUAAGGCGAUCAACCCCAUCAACUUUUGCAGGGUUGCAGAGUCUGGGCGGUGCAAUUAAACUACAACUGGCAUGACCCUGCGUCAUCAGACUUUUGAAUUGGAGCUAUGUUGGAUCAAAAUACAGUAGCUGCAACUGCAGACGUAGAUCCGCUCAUCGCGGAUUCCCAUCGUGAGCCCAGAGGCGGUGCGACCAUAUACUCGGCGGACACACUCCAUUACCCGUUCACCUCGCAGUGUCUCUGAACGCACAUUUACCACUGGAAAUCCAUGCAGUCGAUGCUACUCAAUGUGCUACCUCCAGAGAUACUCGUCCUUUGCUUCUCCUUUGCGUGCACGGAUGACGGCACCACCGGGCGUUCGUUGGCGCUCGUCUGUCACUACACCCGCAAUCUCUCGGACAACGUCCGUUUCCAAUCCGUCGCUGUCCUCGGGAUGCGCCAAAUUCUCUUGUUGACUGCCGUGCUUGCGGACCGAGCCUCUCGCGGGUCUCGGGACACAGUCCGCUCAUUGUUUAUAUCGGCCUUCGAUCGGGCAGGAAUAUUACCUUGGUCGAAAUACUUCAGCGGCAGGACGCGUCGACAUGAUGGUUAUAGGGGCAUACAUCACAUCAACUUCUCCAUCGCGACCAUCGAAAGAGACCGCGCAACGGCCGCUGUAUCGCAGUUGGUGAGGCUCGUCGCCGACGAGGUGCAUAGAUUGGCAGUACUGGGCGUAGAAUUGAAGAUUACUCUCAUUGGGCGGACAUUUCCUCAUCUAACCGAUCUUCAAACCACAUCGUUGCAACCGCCAUUCGUCACAACCUCCUCUAAUGCUAUGCACCCGCGUUUACCUUCAUUGCGCUGCAUCCAAGUCAGAAACCAGCAAGGAGGGGUGGACGCUCUGUUGCUUGCAUUGUCCUG